Messenger RNA from Linnemannia hyalina, 1413 nucleotides. The record is from the annotation of a GenBank genome assembly. Lineage: Eukaryota; Fungi; Mortierellomycota; Mortierellomycetes; Mortierellales; Mortierellaceae.
AUGAGCGCACCCUCUGAGACCAUUCAACCCACCCCCUCGAUCAGCAGCGCCGUGCCUCCUGUCACAGCCAAUAAACCACCUCACGUCCUAAUUGGUGGUGCUGGUCUGGCUGGCCUUUUCCUCGGCAUCCUUCUAGAGAGAGCUGGGAUCCCCUAUGAGAUCUUCGAACGUUCUGCUGAACCCAGGCCACUUGCAUUCGAGCAACUUGGCUUGUUGGAAGAGCUGUUGUCGUUCUCCAAACCCUCGUUUGGCAUAGUAAUGUUGACCGAUAAGUUGAAGCUCAUUGGCAAAACUGUCGCCAAUUGCUCUGACCUCAUUGGGUAUGACCGCGUACUCUUUGCUCGUCCUGAGCUGCACGACAUGCUGUUCAAGAAGAUUCCCAAGGAAAAGAUCCAUAUGUCAAAGAAGAUCGUUACACUUGACCAAGAUGAGGAUGGCGUUACCGUGACCUUUGACGACAACACCACUGCCCAUGGUGACAUUCUCGUCGGAGCCGACGGAGCUCACAGUGCCGUUCGCCAACACUUGUACAAGGCCCUGGAAAAGGACGGCCUUCUCCCCAAGUCUGAUACUGAGGAUACGAGCAAGGGUUACAUUUCCCUUGUAGGAAUGACCAACGCCCUCGACCCCGUCACAUACCCUGGUGUCUUGGAGAAGGAAUCCGAGGCAUUUUUUAUGGUCGGAGACAAAGACACGCCCUAUACAUGGGUGACCUUCACCAUCCCAGGCAACAGAAUCUGCUGGAACAUUGUCAUUCAGCUAGGACUUUCGUCUACCGCGGAUGAACACGCGGUGUCGUUGGACUGGACUAAUCAAGACAACAAGAAGAUGUUGGAUGAGAUCCGUCACUUCAAGACCCCCUAUGGCACCAUGGGAGACCUGUUUGAUGCGACCGACAUUGAGAAGGUCUCCAAGGUCUAUUUCGAAGACAAACUCUUCGAGACCUGGACGCAUGGACGAACCGUUCUUAUUGGUGAUGCUGCCCACAUGCUUCUUCCAAGUAGUGGUGCAGGUGCAGUAAACGCUAUGCAAGAUGCUGUUCUCCUCGCCAACCACCUCUAUGACAUCAAUCCCACCACCUUCAAGAACAUCAAGACCGCACUGAGCGACUACAAGAAUGAGCGAUUCGAUGCAAUCAAGGACCAGUAUCCUCAGUCGCAUAUGAGUGCCAAACUCACCUAUGGACAUACACUCUGGGAGCGGAUUCUCAGAUAUGUCGUGUUCAACUGGCUCCCCGAAUCACUCCGGAACAAGCAAAUGGUUAAGGAUACAGCCUACCGCCCCCAGGCGAACUUCCUACCAGAGGCAGCCAAGCGCGGCUCAAUGGAUAUCAUUCCUCAGAGGCCUUCGAAGCGCACUGAGAAGGAGAAAGAGGAGGCAGCGAAGAACGAGGCAGCUUCUACUGCUCUCUAG